Molecule: messenger RNA, 684 nt
Organism: Acytostelium subglobosum LB1
Lineage: Eukaryota; Evosea; Eumycetozoa; Acytosteliales; Acytosteliaceae
Exons: 2
Coding region: 1-684 (227 amino acids)
Source: RefSeq, a predicted model, not a curated record
AUGGCCGAAUUGAUAAGAUGUCAUCCAUACAGUGGUCUAUUCGAGAUACAUAUCACUGUGAAGAAUGAUGAGCAUGCACCAUCACUGGACACAUUCCGUCAGGUGUGUUCUACAACUGGUUGCAAGCCAGUACUAAUUGAACUACCCAAAGGACAACAUCCAACACAAAUGAUGACAUCAUCAUAUCAUAGAGGAACAUUGAUUGAGAUACAAUCAUUGGCAUAUGAGUUGGCCAACAAGUUCAUUUGUAAUAACUUUACCAUCACAAGGAUCAAGAUUGAGAUUAUGUUCUCAUGUGUUGGCGUGCCUUUGACUGACUUGGAUGCUCAACAGGUCAGCCCAGAGAACUACUUUGAGUUCCAUAUCAAACUUAACCUGCCUGCCAAUCAGGACUAUGUCCUGUUACAUCAACUGAUUGAUAAACAUCAGGCACAUCUAUCAAAGAAUGCAUUCAAGGCCAACAAUGACACUGGCGAACAACAGAGAUUCGUCACGAUGAGAAUGUAUCACAUUGGCAAGGACAAGGCAGAGGCAAGGUAUCUAGCCUGUCUCCAAGACCUUGAAGAUAACAACUUCAAAGUGGACUCCAAGAUGCGCGAGUACUCAAUCUAUGACAGCAAUGUACAUUUGGAUGCGGGAUGGAUUGAGAAGAGUACCAGCCAACAUCAACAACCUCGAGGCUAA